CCAUAAAUACUAGAAGGGAAGGAGCCAACAUGUUGACUCCCUCCAUCUCCUCCUCCUCGGUUUAGUGCCUUCGAGCAUCUCCAGAGUGUAUUUUUUAAGCCAAACCCCACUAGGAUUCGUGUGAAAUCAUAGAUGGUUGCUCCCUCUUGAAAAAAAUCCUCAUUUUAAAGAAAUUUCUCCCAUUUGGGUUGAAGCCGAUUCUUGGGGAUUAAAGUGUGGUUUCAUUCUAGAUUGUCAGAUUGUGAAAAAUUCUCAGCAUCCCUUUUAGCACCUAGGCCAUCAAAACUGGUUUAGGCCAACAUUCGAGGUCGUCAAAUUUGAUUUUCCUGCUCAAGAGAAGUUUCUGAUCACUUUUAGUUCCUCGAUCUUUUGAUGUCCAAUGCUCGUACAAGAUGAUCCCCAUGAUGCAUUGGUCUGAAAAUAUAAAUGUACUAUACAAAGACAAUAGACUACUACAUGCACAUUUGAACAAAUAGCAAGCUAAUUCCAAAUUAAAAUGACCAAUGAUGCGAUGAAAUUAUGCAAAAUAUGUCAUAGUAUAUUUUAUGUGUUGCCAUCUAGCAACUGGGGAGCUUUUCACUCAUCUUUCACCCCAUUAACAAGUUGUUAGAACAAAACUAACUCAACUCUUUGUUCAUCAACAGUUGUAGUAACUAAAACUCCUUGAUCAUCUCAAUUUCAUGAACAGGUAUGUGACGACAAGGCGAACUCACUUCUGUAUUCAUCAACAAUUAAUAACAAAUACCAUCCUCAUUGUGUUGGAUUAUGUUGACAACUCCGCUCUCGACAUCAUAUUUUGAUCAAAAUUCCAUCUCUUCCCUCUUCAGUCUGAAACUGUUGGAUUCGCAUCAUGAAGAACAUCCUUCCCUUUACCAAAUUGGAGUUUCCAAAUUUUCAGUAUAUUUUUGUUAAAUACAUCAAAAGAUCACCGUGCAAAAUGGAAACAGCCUUAAAAUUUGAAAGAAUAAAUUUUCACUCUCAAAUGAUAAUAGUAAAAGAGUCCAUAUUAAAUCUCUGCUAACAACUCAAAUGAUAAGGAUAUAUGAUCGAUAUUCGAAUCCUUACCACUAAUAUUAACUGUUAAUUUAAAAGUUAAACCGAAUACUAACACAAAUAAACAAAAAUGGGUUAUUGGAUGCAUCACUGUUGGAUUAUAGUGGUCCAAAAUCCAUCCUCUCCAAUCAAAUUCCACCUCCGCACUCACUGACCCCCUUUGCAUCAGAGACUCAAGAAACCGCGUCCAUGAACAGUAAUUCCACAUCACCACCCCCAAAUCAAUUUUAAACAAAAUCCUCAAAUCAAUUUUAUCCAGAAAAAAAUGCUUCCUUUUUCUUCUUUAGUACUCUGUAGUACUUGCUCUACUCUACUCUGUUUCUCAAAAUCCCCUGCUCUCUUCAACAGCUGCCACGCCACUAUCGCAUUGAUCAUCAUCAAACCCCAAUUCUCCAUUUAUAAAUUCCAAAAAGAAGAAAGCUGCUUUCUGGGAUUUCAUCUCUAUAAACCAUCCUGUCUCUUUCACCUCUGCAACUGCCUGGAAGCUACCAUUCCAUUCUUCCCCACACUGUCGGGGUUCCUCCACGUUUGCAAAGCAGCAAACUUUUAUAUACCCUUCUCCCGACAUCUAUAAAUAUGUCAAGGAGCAUUAUUUCAACAUCAUCUUACCAAUACAAUCACCAAUUCAAUCACACUCCAAUUCAUUUCGUCGGGGGGAAAAAAACAGGGGACAAAAGAAAGUGUAAAAACAGAGAAUAGCAAUGAGCAAUGGCAGCGGCACGGGGACACCGUCGUGCUACAGAGGGGUGAGGAAGCGGAAAUGGGGGAAAUGGGUGUCGGAGAUCCGCGAGCCGGGGACGAAGACGAGGAUUUGGCUGGGGAGCUUCGACACGCCGGAGAUGGCCGCCACGGCGUAUGACGUGGCGGCUCUGCAUUUCAGGGGGCGGGAAGCCAAGCUGAACUUCCCCGAGGCGGCCCAUUGCCUGCCCCAGCCCGCGAGUUCUGGCCCAGACGAUAUUCGGGCCGCGGCCCAUGAGGCUGCGUUCCGGGCCGGGUCGAUGGAUGCCGGCGGGGGAUCCGGUUACGGCCGCGGCGGUCAAGAGUAUGUCGGUCCGGUGACGGUGACCCUGUCGCCCAGCGAAAUUCAGGCGAUCAAUGAGUAUCCGAUGGACUCGCCGAAGAUGUGGUCGUCGAUGGAUUACGCCACGCCGUCAUUGAUGGAUUAUACCAUGCCGUCGUCAAUGGAUUACCCGGCGCCGUCGGUGGAUUACCAGACUUCUUCGAUGGAUUACCAGACGUCACCGACGUCGUACGUGGGCCAAUAUGAAUGGGGGUAUGAUUAUGGAUAUGGCGGCGGGCAAAGUGGUUCUCUUUGGGAUUAAUUUCCUAAACAAGUAAUUUUGUCCCUUAAAAAAGUGUUUUCAUGACCCUAUUUUCCAAAACUAUACGACUGUUUUAAACUUUAAACCUGUUUGCAACACAAACCUCAAAUUUUAUACUAAUUCAAUUUUUUUCUAUCGGUUUAUGUGAUUGUGUUUUUCAAUUGGACGAUUUAACUUAUUAACGCGUUUUUUUUAUAACUAUAAAAAAAUGUCCUUAAUUUUUAUCAAUUGGACAAGAUUUGAAAGAAAAACAAUUUCUUUGAAAUUCAGAGUUUUUUAACCUAAAUUACCUUGAAAAAAAAUAUUUGUGGAUUUUAUGAUCUAUACCUCCAUUAAUUAUUAGCAAAUCAUCCAUUCUAAAUCACUUGCCCAACCAAACCCUAGAUAUUCUAUGGGAAAACAACUAAUUGGGAGCCUGGAUUUUUCAAUGGGCUAAAUGUGAAAAGUGGAUGAUAGGGACUUAAACUAAUCAAAGAAGAAGAAUGGGUGGCUCUAGGGGGAUCAUUUGUUGGCUUCCUAUUGGUUAGUGGUGACAUGUGUACCAAUUAUAAGAAAUAUAUUGUGUUUAUUUAUGAAUAAAUGUUAUCUUUACUAGUACUAUAUUAUCCUUUUCCUCUCUUUAAGUGGUUUGGAGGAAUGGAGUGUUGUUGUACUAUUGGUUGGUGUUUGGAAGGAGUGGAUAAUUAAUAACUUUUGUUAUAGUACUAUAUAUCAUAACUAGUUACCCUUCAUGGUGCUAUGUGAUGAUGUAUUACUCGUAACGUUUUGGUAUUAUUUAUUGUUGCGAUUCUCGUAUGAUCGUUCAAGACGCUACAUCGAAGAAGUCUUCUUAUUAUAGAAUCAAAGUCUGUUUAGAGGAAGUAUAUUCUCUCUACUCGUCUUUCUCGCUAGUUUCUUGUCUUUUAUUCUCUUCGGAACUUUAACAUAGUUGUCUACCUAAUGGUAAAACAUGCUCUUUCAUCGGGCAUCCGCUUGUUUACGGACUACCGUUUUUUAGUUCUUGAAUUCCCUAUAGAACACGAAAAUCAUGAAACAAAUGGGAAUCAGUUUCUUCCCGAACAAAGAAAUACACUCGGUUCACAAACACAAAAGCAUUGCUCAACUCCCGUAGACUAGUCCCAAUCUUGAGCAAAACUACUGUUAUUAUGUUUCAUGACGUUAAUAAGUAUCAUGUUUUAAUAUACGCUUUACCAAUGACUACUUUUUCACAUGCGAACCUGGUUAGCUCAUUUGAAGCUUACGAGACCAGAGAGGAUACGAACAACCCAUUACAUCAGAAGCACCAUAGGGUAUCCCACUUGGUAACCUAGUCCAGUCCUCCCCCACCGAGUUGAUGGUCUUCGAGAUGAACUAUGGCAACCGCGUCGAUGAAAAGGAUCGUGUUAGGGACAUAAUUGCUUGCAUGGGGAUCGAGCUAUACAGGGGGGCCAAUCUCGAGGCCAAAUCAUGGAAAAGGUGGAAACUAUUCCUGAAUAUUGUAUUAUAUAUCUUUUAUGUGACGAUAGUUACUACAAAAAUAAAUAUACGAAUCUAGUAACAGAUUGAACCGAAUUUUAAGACGCACACAAAAGAUGAACUACGGAUGGUUUAAUCCUACUGUCCGAUUCGAUGAAAUAACAGGACGCCCAGGUCCAAACUCUUAUCAAUGGUAUAAGGCUAUAAGCAUUAAGCAAUGUGCAGAGAGAUAAUGUGAGGUUUUUGCAUAAUUCCACUCUUUAUGGAAUGUCAAUUGUCAUGUCUAUUCCUGUGAGCUGUGAUGUGAUCCUCUUGCACCUUUUUAUCACAGGCUUUUCCACCUCUCUUACUUAACUGAAUCUGCUGGGCCUCAUUUAUUUGGGUCCUCGGCUGAAAUUGUUUGGGCCGAACCAAUAUUACCAGCUGAUUCUGAAUCAGACCCAAGACAGGAUUAAUAAUUGGCAUGUGUAAAAUACAAUCACACGUUUCAUCAUAUCGUAUCAUUUUACAUGCGGUAUUUCAUCAAAUAUGAUUUUUUAUAAGGUUAGAAAAUAUGGUAUUGUGGUUAUGGUUUUUUUUUGUUUCAAAUUGGUUAAAUGCUCAUUUUUCCUUCCCUUAUUAACAGUGGCGGACCCAGAAAUUUUGUGAAGGGUAUUCACAAAAAUAAAUAAAUAAAUAAAAUUUAAAAGUUUAAUUCAUAAAGUUCAUCGAUUCAUCGUAUCUCAUAGCGAACCACAACGUGUUUUCAUAUUCUGAAAAGUUUCUAUAAUAUAUUCAUCACUUAGGUUGUGAGAGUUAUCUUUUAUUGGGGUGGAGUUUUCAUUCCCCGAAAAAGAGGAGAUUUUAUCAAAUCUUAAUGGGACUUGGAUUCGACAGAGUAGACAUGGGAAUUAAUUUGGAUCAUUAUAUAUUUGCUUUGGAAUGCCUAUAACAACAAUUAGAUAGUAGUUCAACGAAACUUCUAUUAAGUGUAAGGGUUGUCAAAUUGUCAAGGAUUCAAACUUCAAAUCCUACUAACAAGCAUAUAAAUUGUAAUGUGCUAAUUUGUUCCAAUUUUUUAGCCAAGGUUUGUCAACUGACAACCCUUGGCACUGAACAGGUCCGCCCCUGCUUAUUAAAGAAAUAAAAACAAACCUCUUUCUUUUCAAACCCUAUGAAAAUAUAAAAUAGAAGUUGUUGUGUCCUCUGCAGACUUCUUCGGUGAUAUAGACGGUGAAAGGAGAGUGCGAAGAUGUUGACUAUUGUUAUUAACCCGGACGGGUCGUGUAACAACCCUACCCUCGUACUAAUUAUUACGUUAGAAUUACGUGGUUGUGAUUGGGUUACAAAAAUUGGUCUUUUGAUCCGAAAAGUAAGUGAAUAGUUGAGUUUUGGACUUAACUGUCAGGAAAGGAAGAAGAAGGGAAACAAGGGGUGCUGCCAAUUUUCGUCCAGCAGCAGGACAGCUUGUGGAAAGGACGAUUCUGGACACUUGAGCCGUUGGAUCGUGCUGAUAUUCGGAGGUUUUGUUCCUUAUGUCAUUUUCUACGAUUGGACCGUUCGGAUCAUUGUUAUGAUCUCUGGUUCAUUUAGUAAGGUCGCUGGACAGGAGGGGUGCGACUUUGUUUUCCUGUAGCAGGGCAACAGAUUAGAGGUAAUAUCUUGUACGAAGUAGCCGUUGGAUCUUUCUAGAAAUUUGGUAUAAUGUUAAGUAUAUAAGUUUAUUUGAGUUGACCGUUCGGAUCUUAGUUUUGAGUUCGAAGUGGUCAGGACCAAUUGUUAGAAGUAGGGGAGUUGGAUUGAAGUGAGAAGAAGGUAGCUGGCAGUUUCGAUACGUCAAUUUAAAAUGAUUUCUGGGCUCAAAAUACUGAUCCAAAUUGUCUGAAAUUUGGAUAUGUUGUAUCCCUAUGAAUCUAGUUUCAGUAGCAACCAGAAUCAAAUGAUUUGGUUAAGUAUCAAGGGAGAAAUGACCGAAAUGAUGAAGCAGGGUAAAGUGUACAAUUGUAUGACUCCCCUAGUGGUCUUAUCGACAUGCAUGAGCACAACCAUGAUUAUGAUGAUUGUAUAUGUGUCUUGGUGCUUGAAUAACCUGGAAAAUUUGUAUAUAAAGGUAAGGAGCAAGCCGGGGGCUCAUCCAAAGGCAAGGGCAUAGCCGAGUGAAGAUAAAUCUGUGAGUAGAUUCUAAUCUUAGAUCUACUUCAACAUAAUCACAGUAUUCGGGUCAUGAAGCGGCCCGAAUACAUAUCGGGGUCAUGAGGAGGCUCCGGUAUAAUAUGGGAAAUGAUAUGGCAAUGUGAUAUGGCGUAUGGGUGUUUAUUCCUAUGGCUAUUGUGAUAUGGCUUAAUUGUGUUUAUUCGUUAUAUGCAUUUGGUAUGAAGUUGGAAAUGCAUGAAUUGUGAAUGGGAUGUGGAAAGACAUUUUGUUGAUUUAUUGUGUGCAUUAUGAGUAAGUAUUCAAACUUGCGAACCCGUCUUGUCUGUUUAGAUUUGGAGUAAGCCAUUAGGCUUACUAAUCCUGUUCUGCUUGAAUAACGAACUAGUAAUGAAAAGAGGUGAAUACAUAAGAAUAAGUAACAAGGCUUUAUGAUACCUCGGUACAGUAGUGUGUCCUGUUUGUAUCGAUGUGGGUAAACCCCACGAUACUCCUGUUUGAGCGCUCGUGCUCCGCACCGUGCCGAUUGGGUGACGACCCACGGUACUCCUGUUCUGUUCAGUUAGCCGGGCUGGGGUAAUCCCGUGGCGACUCCUGUUUUUGUAUCGGUCCGGGUUGUGUCCCGCGAUACUCCUGUUGGUGCGAGCACUCCUGUUUCGUGCCUUGUGCACUCCUGUUUAUACCGGUCUGGGUUUUGUCCCGCGGUACUCCUGUUAUUUGAUGGCUGUACAUGGUUAUCCACUUAUCCUGCAGCCUUCCACUACUAUACUACCCGAGGAGUAUAUCAUUUAGCAAGUUUGAAAGUGAAAUUGUAUAAGCAAAGAUGCCUCUAUCUGUCAUCUGUUUAUGUAUUUUGACUGUGGAAUGUGAUCAUGUGAACUAGAUUGAUUCAGUAAAAUGACAAGUGUGAUAAAACAGCUUAAGUCAUGUUAUGUGCUAGGGUGUUUCUGCCCGAUACUGUUUUUGUAUUGAUGUCGAUCCGAGCUUAGAAUUUAUUCACUGAGCGACGACUCAUCCUUCGUCAUCAUUUUUCCUCAGAUCAAGAUCAGAAGUAAGGUCGCUACUGUAGAUAUCGGGACUCAAGCUUGAAGGGAAGCCAUGAGGUGGGCGGAGGACUCCGAACUCCUUGAAUGAUUUAUGUUGUGUGGAUUUUGUAAUAAAGCAGACUUCCCCGGUUUUCUGUUUCGACUCUAUUGAAAAUGUAAAUUAUAGUUUGAAGUUUGAAAAAAAAUACAUAUAUAAAGCUCGGGCCCGAGAAUGUUUAAACUCGAUGUAUUUUACUGUUUUGUUUUGUAAUAUAAAGUAAGGGUUUUACAGGUCGCCAACUAACAGUCGAGAAAGGAAUAAAAAGAAGAGCAUGUUAGACUCACUGAAAGUCAUGGAAGAGCCAACAACAAUGAGUUAAGAUGGAGAUGAAUUCAGUGAGAUAUGAACAGAGAAAACAUUUUAUCAAAGUUGGGCAUGAAAAAAAAAACAAGGAUAUUUUCGCCCUUUUAUGAAAUGCACUGGAUCCCAUCAGAACUUCGAAGUUAAACGUGAUUGGGCGAGAGUAGUACUAAGAUGGGUGACCUCUUGGGAAGUCCUAGUAUUUCACAAAUACUAACCCUCCCGCUAGUAUUUGAAGAAUAACACAUUGUGGUAUUUUGAGAAUAACACACAUCAAUUACAAUGUUUUUUUCCAACCAAAUAUAGCUUUGUACCCACAUGCCAUAUUAAAUGGGAAUCGACUUCACUACCAAACUCAAAUAUAAAUUCAAAACGACCUUACCCACAAUAACCUUUCAUCCAUUUCAAUUUUCAAUACAGUAAUCAACAACCCUAUAUUAUGAUCACUCUUUCUUACAUUUUUAUAACACAAGCUCAUAACGGCUAGAUAAAAAGUCGUUUGACCUUAUCUAAUAACGAUUAACCACUACUAUCUUAUAGCUUUGAAAUCUAAUGUGACCUGAGUGUAUCCAUCAUGACUUAUAGCACCCCAUAUGAGCCCAAACUCGAUCCCUACGAAUUCAAGACUCCCAAUGACCAAUAAUUAACGACUGAUCUCAAGUACCGCUCGAAUCCCGAACCUAUAAUGACCAAGAUCCAAAUUAACCAGUCACCACGGUUUCAUCAGCCGAGUUGUUAUGAAAGUAAACUCGAAACUACAAAUAACCUCAAAUUGUUUUUUGGUACGUAUUAGCAUAAAGUACUCAAAACACAUUUCCGAAUUUCCCCCCCCCCCAAAUCCUACUCUUAGCAAUAACAAAACAUCACCUGUAAUAAACGUGGUAUACUAGAGAGCAGCUAGAUCCUCACUUCUUCCCUCGCAUAUGAAAGAGAAAAGAGAGAGUAGAAUCGUUAUUUAAGAGUACCGGUGGCAAAUCGUACGGACGGGCCGGGUCCGUCCGAUCAUAGGGGUUGGUGGCUGGCUGCCCGCCGCCGGUGCACACGGAAACCGUACAUUGCAGACAAACACGCAGAAUCGAAGACCGCACCGCCGUAGAACGAAGACGUGGCGGUGCAUGCCUGCUUGUCUGGUGGAUAUUAUAUUCCCCGUAAAUAUCGAGCUAUAGUAUGUUGGAUUUAUUUCAAAAACUGUUAUUAUUUUUAAAUAUAAAUUGAUCUCAGGCUGCAAGAUUAUAGAAUUAGGACCUAGUUUUUUUUUAUUAAUUGUGUAAGCGUACCAGAGACGGUAUCAAAUAAGUCAAAAACAUGAAUUUUUCUGCUUUAAAACCAUGGUCCAUAACUCCAUACCAUACCGAUAAAAUUCUACUCCACCCUGGACUCGAUAGCAUGUUUUCCGUUCGAAGCGUCGUAUGGUACGGUAUAGCAAACACUGAAUUUUACUCAUUAUGACUCAGGAUAUAGUAAGAUGCUCCGAGACACCAAUUAAUUCAAAAUUUAUAUGAAACUUUUUUUAUUUUACUUUUGUUGUUAAUAGUAUGUGGUACUGAUCGAUGAAUUAUGUAAUAAUUAGAUACAUCACACGUGCAAGAGAGGGAUGGGACGAGGAGAAGUGACUGAUUGACUGAGUGAGGAAGACAGAAGCAUAUGAGCUAAGAACCAGCUGUAUAUCAUCCAAAGCCCUAAUUUGACAUUUUGGGGAAUCUUUGGGAAUGGCAACACGGUUUGGUUUGUUUGUUUAUGUAUAUGCCCCCAUGAAUUUGUGACGGCAGGUCACUGUAGUUUGACUGAGAAAGCGAGAGAGAUAGAGCACUCGACAUUCCGAGUCAUGCUAUGAUUAGUUUAAUAACAAGAGUGAUCACUUUCAAGUAGAAAGUAGAUAAAAGAGUUGCAACGAAAUGUUUGGUCGACUGGUUGUGAGGUAGAAUUUUAAGAUUCAUUAUCAACUUAUCAAGGAACUUCCACCAAACUUGUAGGUGUCAUGAACCAGUUGGUCCCAAUAACUCGAGUUAUUGGGAGAAAGUUAUCUUGAAUUUUAUAUCACACUCUAACACGUCCCUUCAAACGAAAGCCAGCUCAUGGGUUUGAAGUUUGCACAAACCCACCAUACCUUGUACAUUUAAUCAACUGUUCAUAUUGGG
This is a messenger RNA of Linum trigynum, 9484 nucleotides long. Lineage: Eukaryota; Viridiplantae; Streptophyta; Magnoliopsida; Malpighiales; Linaceae. The record is from the annotation of a GenBank genome assembly.